AUGUCUACCCUCAACCUCAUCACCCAAUAUACUCAAACAGCUCUAUCACACCUCCCAGAGCCCGCCCAAGAUCUCCUCCACCAACCAACAGCCCAAAAGGCGAUCGGAGUUCUCGCCGCCCUCACUCUCCUCCGCAUCACAAACCGCUUCCUUUCAAAACGCACUUUGCAAAACUGGACCUUCAACCAACCAUGGAUCCCAGCCCGCGAGCUCAUCUUGCUAACGGGCGGGUGCAGCGGAAUUGGCAAGCAGGUCAUGGAAGACCUAGCGCGCACGGGAGUGCGUGUCAUUAUCCUUGAUAUUAAUGAGCCGACUUUCUCUCUACCCGCCAACGUCACCUUCUACAAGGCGAAUAUCACUUCCUCGGCUGAUAUUGCCCAAGUCGCGAAGACCAUUCGCGAAAAUCACGGCGAUCCUACGGUCUUGGUCAACAAUGCUGGCGUUGGACAUGACGGGACCAUCCUCGAUGAGCCUGAAGCGAAGAUUCGUCAGACUUUCGAGGUCAAUACCCUGUCCCAUUUCCUAAUGGUGAAGGAGUUCUUGCCGGCCAUGGUGAAGGCGAACCAUGGCCAUGUCGUCACUAUUGCUAGUAUGGCGAGCUUCGUGGCUCUCGGCGAGAUGGUGGAUUACUGUUGCUCCAAGGCUAGUGCGCUUGCUUUCCACGAGGGACUGCGUCAGGAGUUGAAGUAUUGGUAUAAUGCACCCAAUGUGCGCACUAGUGUUGUUCACCCCUUCUGGGUUCGUACGCCCAUGAUCAAGAUGCUCACAGACCACGAGGCCCAUUUCAAGCAGCCUAUCAUGACGCCCCAGGUUGUGUCCGAUGCUAUCUGUAAGCAGAUCUUGACGCAGACUAGUGGUCAGGUUAUUCUACCUGCCAGUCAGUCGGUGGCUAGGUUGGUGCGGGCUAUGCCGACCUGGAUGCAGGAGGGUGUGCGCACUUUUGCGUCGGGUGCGUUGAGAAGGAUGCGUAUUGCGCAGCAGGCGGAGAAGGAGGCUCAGGCGUAG
Molecule: messenger RNA, 1005 nt
Organism: Penicillium mononematosum
Lineage: Eukaryota; Fungi; Ascomycota; Eurotiomycetes; Eurotiales; Aspergillaceae
Product: SDR family oxidoreductase
Exons: 2
Coding region: 1-1005 (334 amino acids)
Molecular function (GO): oxidoreductase activity, acting on the CH-OH group of donors, NAD or NADP as acceptor
Source: RefSeq, a predicted model, not a curated record